GAGAGAGAGAGAGAGAGAGAGAGAGAGGGAGGCAGGACGUGUGCACGGAGGCUCCAUCGCCACACAAAGUGCUGCGCUGCCUCACGGAUGCAUGUGAGAACCCCAGGACAACCACAGGAGCUCGGCCAGCCUCAAGCGUCCAAUGGAUCUACCUGAAGGAGGAGCAGCGACCUCUCCUUCCUCCUGCCCGGCCGGCUCCGGCACCGCUUGCCCGCAGGACCCCGCUCUCUGAGCCGUGGACCAGCGCUGACGUCUCCUGCAUCAACUCCCUGCAACACUAUGGUUAAAGCGUAUGCCAAGAUUAAUCUCUGUAACAUUAUCCGCCUUUCCAUCCACCGCCCAUCCUCCACGGGAAGCCAGUCGUCAAAUCAACAAAGUGUCCCUCUCUGGAGGCCGUCGAUAUUUAUGAAGAGACACUGAGUGAAAGUGGCCGAUCCAGUGUCCUCCUGUCAUUUAGGGAAUUUAUUAGUCUGGAGUUGCGAGUUGUGUUUCGAUUUCCCUGCGCCUCUCUCCAUUCACACUGCAGCAGUAUGGUGGUGUUAUAGGGAUGUCCACCGUUUCCUGAUAAUCACCACUCCAUGCGCGUCACCUCUCCCCUGAGCUCCGUGGCCCCCUCACCCUGCGCCGGACCCCGCUCCAAGCGACCCCCCAGCCGGCCAUGCUCCUCCAGGCCGCGUUGCUGCUGCUGCUGCUGCACUGCUUGGCCUCCACCCGGGGCCAGUACGACCUGUGCAAGUCCCUGGUGAGCACGGAUGAGGGCUCGGUGUGGGAGCAGUACGCGUGCCAGCCGAAGUCCAUGUCCAUGAAAGACCACAUGCGCAUCAAGGUGGAUCCGCCCGGCAUCACGUGUGGAAACCCGCCGGAGAGGUUCUGCACUCUGGAGAAUCCCUACCUGUGCAGUGAUGAGUGUGAUGCCUCCAACCCAGAUUUGGCUCAUCCUCCUCAGCUGAUGCAGGAUCGUGAACGCAACGGCUUACUCACCUACUGGCAGACAGUCACAUGGAGAAGCCACCCAGAGCCCCUGCUGGCUAACAUCACUAUGGCCUGGAACAAAAGCCUGGAGCUCACAGACGACAUACUGAUCACCUUUGAGUACGGCCGUCCUUCUAUCAUGAUACUAGAUAAGUCCAUGGACCAUGGGCGCUCCUGGCAGCCCUACCAGUACUUUGCUGACGACUGCCUGGAUGCCUUCGACAUGCCACCCAAACAAGUGCGUGACCUCUCGCCCGCCAACAUCACACGGGUCAUCUGUACUGAGCAGUUCUCGCGCUGGGUCGGUUCCAAGAACGACAAGAAUGUCAAGUUUGAGGUGCGAGCACGCUUUGCUGUGUUUGCCGGAGCUCGGCUACAAAACAUGAACAGUCUGUACACUCGCAUGGAGAGUAUGAAGGGAUUGAGGGACUUCUUCACCUUCACCAACCUUAGGUUGAGGCUUCUCAGGCCUGCCCUCGGAGGCACCUACGUCCAGAGAGACAACCUGCUCAAGUACUUCUAUGCCAUCUCAAACAUCGAGGUACCUGCCAGGUGUAAGUGUAACCUCCAUGCCUCCCUGUGCCUGCUGCAAGAAGGGAACCUCCAGUGCCAGUGUGAACACAACACCACGGGCCAGGACUGCCAGCGCUGCAGGAAGGGCUUCAAAGCCAAGUCCUGGAAGGCCGGUUCCUACCUGCCGGUGCCCAACGGAACCCCCAACACCUGUACGAUUGCUGGCUCCCCCUCCGGUUCUAACUGUGAGUGCUACGGCCACUCCAACCGCUGCAGCUACAUCGACUACCUGAACAUCGUCACGUGCGUCAGCUGCAAACACAACACCAGGGGCCAGAACUGCCAACACUGCAGACUGGGAUACUUCCGCAACGCCUCUGCUGAACUGGACGAUGAGAGCGUCUGCAUCGAGUGUAACUGCAACCAGAUGGGUUCUGUCCAUGACCGGUGUAACAGUACAGGCUUCUGCCAGUGUAAAGAAGGCGCCGCAGGGGCCAAGUGUGACGACUGUCUGCCGGGCUUCUACUGGAAACAAGGCUGUCACUCUAACAUUUGCGAUGACGAGAUGCUCCUGUGCCAGAACGGAGGAACUUGCCACCAGAACCAGAAGUGCAUCUGUCCUCCGGAGUUUAAGGGGCUACUGUGCCAACAGCCCCGCUGUGAGGCGGGGAAAGACUGCAACGCUGCCUCUUCGCUGCACCUCUCUACGGCCAACCUGCUGCUCUGCACUCUGCUAGCCUACCUGCUGGCCACGUUAACCCCCCACUGAGCCACGAAAGCAUCCCCCCCCCACCCUCAGACCAAGGAGUGUGUUUAUAUGUGUGUGUCCGUGAUGCGAGCGGAGACCCAGAGUAGGUAGGGCCGUCUGAGUCAUGGACCCGGUGAACACACACACUGCAGCACACACGCGAAAGAGCACACACUCUCACAACACUUUAUAUCUCCAGUCACACACACAUACACACACACACACAGACACACCUCACAUGACUGUUAUGCUAUGGAGUGUGUGCUCAGGUGUGAGAAGAAGGACAAACAGAAAAAAAAAGGGGGAGCGACCUCAGAGAAAAAAAGAUGCAGACGAAGGGGGAAAAAAUCCAUACCAACCACUGUUCCCUUUAUUCCUGAGCUGGAGCAAUGUGCAUCAAACCAAAAAGCAUAAACAAAACACUUAAAUCACCACUGUUUCACUACAAAGGGAAUGGCUGUUGUAACCACAAGGACCUGUUUUUGUUUUAUUUCUUGUUUUUCUUGGUUGAGUUAGGAAUGUCACAUGUAUUAGACUGAUGGCCAAAGUGUGUGUGGUCAGACUCGGACGGGACACGUGGACACGAUGGACGGGUCGGGAGGCGGGCUGUGCAUUUGAUCCUGCUGCUGAGGCCUACAUAGUAUAUUAACCAGGUUUCGUUUCUUCUCGAAAGAUGAGACUUGAUUUUACAUUUAUUCUACUUCUGCUGCAUUUUAUUUUUUUUAUUAUAUCGUCAGUCAUUGUAUCUAAUGUGCCCACCAACAGUCGCUGAGAUUAUACAUAUUAUAUAAUAUCCAGGGGGUUACAAAUAUAAAAAAAAUCUUUAGUCACUAUUAUGGUUGUUAUAGGAAUGAGUGAUUGUUGCCACCUUUAGCGAGAUUUUAUCUUCACACAGUAUUCAGGAAGCAGAAUCUAAGAGAAUUUAACUUACGAGAAGUUUAAAAAGAGAGAAAAGAUAUCAACCACGUAUCAAUAUUAUAUGACAUUAUUUGACUAUUUUUUGUAGAAAUUAUUUUUGUUUGGAGUUAUAAAAAUAAAUUAUAAAAAAUGGCAUUUACAACUA
Limanda limanda (common dab) is the source of this 3296-nucleotide messenger RNA. It is a transcript of the gene ntng2b, whose product is annotated as netrin g2b. NCBI's taxonomy places the organism in Eukaryota, Metazoa, Chordata, Actinopteri, Pleuronectiformes, Pleuronectidae. The transcript has 8 exons. Bases 659 to 2254 code for a protein of 531 amino acids. The record is from RefSeq and is a predicted model, not a curated record.